This is a messenger RNA of Rotaria sp. Silwood1, 363 nucleotides long. Lineage: Eukaryota; Metazoa; Rotifera; Eurotatoria; Philodinida; Philodinidae. The record is from the annotation of a GenBank genome assembly.
AUGGAACCAUCACCAACACCACAAAUUAUUGAGACAAAUGAUGAACCGAUUAAAAUACAUAUUUAUGAUGAUAAUGGAUAUUUACCUAUUCAUCGAGCAGCUUUUAAUGGACAUGAAGUAACAAUUAAAAAUAUCUUAGAUGAAGCUCAAAGACGAAAUGAACUUACACAACAACUUGAAGCAAGAACACAUGAUAUUAAUGAAUUAACACCAUUACUUUUAGCUACUGCAACUGGACGAUUAGAUAUAAUUGCUUAUUUUUUAACAUAUCCGGUAGAUUUUAAUGCAGUUGAUGCUAAUGGACACGGUAAUUAUCAAAGAUUUUUAAAAAAAUAUGAAAAUUUAAUUUGUCUUCAUAAUUAA